This is a messenger RNA of Megalobrama amblycephala (Wuchang bream), 1152 nucleotides long. RefSeq names its product melanocortin 2 receptor accessory protein 2b (gene mrap2b). Gene Ontology annotation, cellular component: endoplasmic reticulum; plasma membrane. Gene Ontology annotation, biological process: regulation of adenylate cyclase-activating G protein-coupled receptor signaling pathway; protein localization to plasma membrane. NCBI's taxonomy places the organism in Eukaryota, Metazoa, Chordata, Actinopteri, Cypriniformes, Xenocyprididae. Gene Ontology annotation, molecular function: type 1 melanocortin receptor binding; type 3 melanocortin receptor binding; type 4 melanocortin receptor binding. The transcript has 3 exons. Bases 272 to 880 code for a protein of 202 amino acids. The record is from RefSeq and is a predicted model, not a curated record.
UCAGGUCAUGUGAGUACAGUGGUUCAAUAUUAAUAUUAUAAAGCCACGAGAAUAUUUAUGGUGCGCCUCUGUCGUGUUCGGUACGAUCACACACACACACACACACACACACACAGAGAGAGAGACAGGACUCGAGCUCACGCGGUGCUUCAUCUGCUCUUCAACUUCAUUCUUCACGGAGUCUCUGUUUAAUGAUCCGUUUAUCGUGAUUUCUUCACUCAUCAUGAUGCUUUUGGACUUCUGAAAUAUCCUGGAAGAGUUCUGCUGAAACAUGACUGAAUAUUCAAACCACAGUCAGUCCGCUGGAGAUUAUGAGUGGCAUUAUGAAUACUAUGAUGACGAGGAGCCCGUGUCCUUCGAGGGACUGAGAGCAAACAGAUACUCUAUCGUGAUUGGUUUCUGGGUCGGACUGGCUGUGUUCGUCAUCUUUAUGUUCUUUGUUUUGACCCUGAUUACUAAAACUGGAGCUCCACAUGCAGAGAUCCCUGACCCGAGAGAAAAGCAUCAUGGUCUAGGUGACUGUGUGCUGGAGGUCGGCGGCUCUCAGGCCUUUUCUCUCCCGCCGCUGCCGGACGAAUCACGUUCCCUCUUUCACUUCUACAUCCAUGAGGAGGAACAAGUCAAAUCCGACAGAGAUGCUGUGAUUGGCAGAGGGAGGAGUUGUGGGCGGGUCUCUGCUGGACUCCGCCUCCAGGGGACGACGGACGAAGACGAGCACUUCCUGUCCAACUUCAACAUUCCAAACUUUGUGAACUCUGAGCAGAGCUCCAGCGUCGACGACUUGCUGCUGUGUGAGCCGCCAAUCAUCACAGGCAGCCAAUCACCUGUGCCGAAGAGCUUAGAGCCUGCCCACCCUUCUUAUGAUGUCAUCCAGUAUUAACACACAGAUCAAUCAGACUCAUUAUUCAGGGAGACAUCUGCAGUGUGGACAGCGGUCACUGAUUUUAAAGAGACAAUCAAGAAAUGCAACUUCACACGGACAAGCUCUUAUUUAAACUGUUCCAGAACAUUUACAGUCCUUUCACUGAGAACUCUGUGAUGACACUUUACUCCAGCAGAAUUAUGAAGGAAAGUGUAGCUCUGAUAAAAACAAUGAAGAAGUGUGUGUCUGUGUGUGUUCCUUUGAGUCUUUAUGAAUGUGUGUGAGAGUGU